This is a messenger RNA of Macrobrachium nipponense, 1026 nucleotides long. Its product is annotated as serine-rich adhesin for platelets-like. Lineage: Eukaryota; Metazoa; Arthropoda; Malacostraca; Decapoda; Palaemonidae. The record is from RefSeq and is a predicted model, not a curated record. The transcript has a single exon. Bases 1 to 1026 code for a protein of 341 amino acids.
AUGGCUUCAUCUUCAACUUCUUCUUCUUCUCCAUCUCCUUUUACGUCUGUUUUUCCUUCUAUUCCUAAUGUUUCUCUCCACUCGUUAUCUACAAGCUCUACCUCCCAUGUUCCUCCUCACUCUUCUCUUUUGGGGCAUGCCUUAGCUUCGUCUACAACCAGUCAACAGGUUCCCCCGGGUGGUUCGUUCCCGGAGGGGUCCCGUUCUGAGGUCCCUCGUUCAGAAGCGGAGAGUUCGGCAAACAGACAGUUAGGCAUUUCAGACCUGGUGGGCGUAUCCCACUCUCUUAACACAGCUGUCAGUGCGAACUUGGUGGGCGGGGCCUCGUACUGUCCGAGUUCUUCGGCAGGGGUUCCGAUAGGUAUACCAGGUAUGUCCUCUCCCUUUUUCUCCUAUCCUUCGAUGUCUUUCCCAAACUUUUCUCAGGGUGCGGGGGUUUCCUUUUCUAAGGGUUAUGGUGUUGGUGCUUGUUUGGUGGGGGUUACGGGAACGGAGAUUCCUUCUUCUAAUUCUUAUGUAAACGCUACGGCAGGUGAUUCUUCUGGUAUUAAGACUGCUGCGGUGGUUCCCCGUCCAAAUAGGACGUUGGGUGGCAUGAUUGGUACUGGUAUUGCGGCUACUCCGGUGUUAGGUACUGGUAUGGUUCGCUCAGGUACAAGCGAUCUCGCUCUGGGAGCAAGUUCUUCCGCGUUAGUGGGAUCCCCUGUGGUUAGAAACUUGGGUAAUGUUGUAGGUGUUGCGGCGUCGGAGUUCUCAGGUGUUGGCUCAGGGUAUUUGGGGAGGUUAAACUCAGGUGUUUCAACUUCAGUUCCUUUGCAAUCCAGUUUGGGUAGAUCGGCGGCGCCUUAUGCACCAAUUUCGUCUUCAGGUCUUCAGGAUAAGACGAUUCAUGCGGAUUUUUCACACCAGGGGGGGUCGACCUCAGGGAGGCUUGCUUCGGGCUCGGAACAACUCCAGUGCAACAACUCCACGAGCUGCGUCGUCUCUCUUAGGAGAAAGGGUUCUGGCACAACUGGCUACGGUUAG